AUGGUGUUCAUUGACCUGGAUAAAGCGUACGAUAGCAUACCACGAAGCAUCGUUUGGGAUAACCUCAAGAAUAGAGGUAUUUCACGAAGGUACAUUAAGGUAAUACAGGACAUGUAUGUCAGUGUGUCGGUUAACAUAUAUACACCGAUAGGUAUGAUAGAGUCUUUACCAAUUAAAGUGGGACAGCAUCAGGAAUCAGCACUAAGUCAUUUCAUUUUUACGGUCAUUAUGGAGGAAAUCUCUAAAUCCAUCUGGGAGACUGUACCAUGGUGUAUGCUUUUUGCUAAUGAUAUAGUUUUGGUCGCAGAAACCAAGGAGGAGGCUAAUAGUAAAUCGAAAGAGUGGAGGAAAGUCUUGGAGGGUAGGGGGUUGCGCAUAAGCCGUACGAAGACAGAAUACUUGCGAUGCAAUUUCAGUGGGACACAAUCGAUAGGGGAGCUAGAGGUGACCAUAGGGGGAGAAGUAUUUACGUACGUCCAAGUUCAAAUAUUUGGGAUCGGUGAUUCAGAGUAA
This is a messenger RNA of Amaranthus tricolor (Joseph's coat), 513 nucleotides long. RefSeq lists its product as uncharacterized. The transcript has a single exon. Bases 1 to 513 code for a protein of 170 amino acids. NCBI's taxonomy places the organism in Eukaryota, Viridiplantae, Streptophyta, Magnoliopsida, Caryophyllales, Amaranthaceae. The record is from RefSeq and is a predicted model, not a curated record.